Onychostoma macrolepis is the source of this 7440-nucleotide messenger RNA. RefSeq names its product potassium channel subfamily T member 2 (gene kcnt2b). Gene Ontology annotation, biological process: potassium ion transport. Gene Ontology annotation, cellular component: membrane. Lineage: Eukaryota; Metazoa; Chordata; Actinopteri; Cypriniformes; Cyprinidae. The record is from RefSeq and is a predicted model, not a curated record. The coding region runs from base 842 to 4570 and encodes 1242 amino acids. The transcript has 31 exons. Gene Ontology annotation, molecular function: intracellular sodium-activated potassium channel activity.
UUGACAGCAUCACAGCUGCACUGAAGGCUGGAUUCUGUUCCAGGGUUUAAAUCGAAUGUGACAACGCAAUUAAUUUGACUCCGGCAUGAAAUUUUCACUUCUUUGAUUAUAAUUGCAUUAUUAUGCUAACUGCGUAUGUAGGCGGAUAAAGCAUGUCAAACACCGCAACAGGUGUCACCCUUUACUUUCUGCACAUUUCACGCUGCUUAUUUGUAAACCUAUCCCAUUCUCCAGUUUGAGUGCGUAAUUCACUGCACUAGCUAUAUUUGGUAAAGCCAAUGUCUUGUGAAAUGGAUAAUUUAUGGCAGUGAUAAAAACGAGGUUUCUCAUCACCUGCAUUAGUGCUUUUUGAUUGACAUAUCAGGCAAAAAGCGGAGUUGUCGACUUAUCUCAUGCAUUUUCCAACAAUGCAGCAGACGAAAUGACUGCAAGCGGGUUGCAAGUACUAGCUGGGUUAUAAAAAAUGAACUCUCCCACCCCUCAAAAUAGCACAUGCCUCAAUCAAUACAGGACAAUGGUGAAAUAAUGCACUGCAGCAAUAACUGGCAACUGUUACAGCUGAUGUGAAACCGCUUGUGUCAGCAUGGAGCGGGAUGUCCAGGCAGGCGCUGUGUCUCGUGUCAGUGCGCGGAGAGCAGACAGCUGCUGAGCUCAGGGAGGCACCAGUUGCUCUGUCUGUCGCUGCUGUGAUAGUGGAUCUAGACCCGUGUCUCCCGUUCCUGAGUGAUGACAACACUUUCUGUACGCGAGCGACCUGAAACAAUCACGUCGGAGGGAUAAACGAGGGCGAAGGCGUUUGCACUUCCACGCCGCGUUGGUUUGUGCGCUUUGCUGAGUGACUAUGGUGGAGCUGGAGAAGGAGGUUCUGCCGCUGCCGCCGCGGUACCGGUUCCGAGACCUGUUGCUCGGGGACUGGCAGACCGACGACAGAGUGCAGGUAGAGUUCUAUGUGAAUGAAAACACUUUCAAGGAACGUCUGAAGCUGUUCUUCAUCAAAAACCAAAGAUCCAGUUUGAGAGUGCGACUCUUCAACUUCUUCCUGAAGGUUCUGAGCUGCCUGCUCUACAUCGUACGAGUCCUGCUAGAUGAUCCACGGGAGGAGAGAGACUGUCCUGGCUGUCUCAGACAGAAUGCCUCUGCCCACAACAGAAGCCAUUUUGACUGGUCCCUCAUUAUUUGGGUGAACAGGCCUCUGCCACUCUGGGCUCUUCAGGUGCUUGUUGCAUUCAUCAGUUUUUCAGAGACAAUGUUGCUGGUGUACCUCAGCUACAAGGGCAACGUUUGGGAGCUAGUGUUGCGCAUUCCGUUCGUUCUGGAGAUGAUCAGCGCCGUUCCUUUCGUGAUCACUGUGAUUCUGCCCUCCCUCAGAAACUUGUUCAUUCCUGUUUUCCUGAACUGCUGGCUGGCCAAACACGCUCUCGAGAACAUGAUUAAUGACCUGCACAGAGCGAUUCAGCGAACACACUCGGCCAUGUUCAACCAGGUGCUCAUCCUCAUCAGCACCCUGCUCUGCCUCAUCUUUACCUGUAUUUGUGGUAUUCAGCACUUGGAACGAGCAGGGAACAACCUGACGCUCUUUGACUCUCUGUAUUUCUGUGUUGUCACCUUCUCUACGGUGGGAUUUGGUGAUGUUACACCUCAGAUCUGGCCCUCUCAGCUGCUGGUGGUCAUCAUGAUCUGUGUGGCUCUUAUAGUUCUACCAAUACAGUUUGAGCAGUUGGCUUUCUUGUGGAUGGAGCGACAGAAGUCCGGAGGGAACUACAGCCGCUAUCGUGCCCAGACUGAGAAGCAUGUGGUGUUGUGUGUCAGCUGUCUCAAGAUAGACCUACUCAUGGACUUUCUCAACGAGUUCUUCGCACACCCCAGACUGCAGGACUACUAUGUGGUCAUCUUAUGUCCCGCUGAGAUGGACGUCCAGGUGCGAAGGGUACUGCAUAUCCCGCUAUGGGCUCAGAGGGUCAUCUACCUGCAGGGAUCUGCUCUCAAAGACCAGGACCUAAUGAGGGCAAAGAUGGAUGAUGCCGAGGCCUGUUUUAUCCUAAGCAACCGAUUUGAAGUGGACCGCUUUGCUGCUGACCACCAGACCAUUCUUAGGGCCUGGGCCGUGAAAGACUUUGCCCCAAACUGCCCUCUCUACGUGCAGAUCCUCAAACCUGAGAAUAAGUUCCACAUCAAGUUCGCAGACCAUGUGGUUUGUGAGGAAGAGUUUAAGUAUGCCAUGUUGGCCCUCAACUGUGUGUGUCCUGCCACCUCCACCCUGAUCACCUUAUUGAUUCACUCCUCUAGAGGACAAACAGCAUCUUCAGAGGCCUUCAAGCAGCGAGCAGGCGCCUUCCAGCCCCUCAACAGGGAAGGCGGUGCUGGCUCUGUCGACCAAUGGCAGCGCACGUACCGGCGGUGUGCAGCCAAUGAGGUCCACCACAUCCGGCUGGAAGAGAGCAAGUUUUUUGGAGAAUAUCAGGGAAAGAGUUUCACUUUUGCCUCCUUUCAUGCACAUAAGAAAUACGGCGUGUGUCUGAUCGGGGUGCGCAGGAUGGACACAGCCAACAUCCUCUUGAACCCCGGACCCUGCCACAUCAUGGGAGCCUCCGACACCUGUUUCUACAUCAACAUCUCCAAGGAGGAGAACUCAGCCUUUGUUAGGGGCCACAGAGAGCCAGUCAGGGGCCCCGGGGGCGACUCCAGAGCAGUCCCGCAGACAAUCUAUCAUGGCCUCACUCGACUACCAGUGCAUAGCAUUAUAGCCAGCAUGGGCACGGUAGCCAUAGAUCUGCAGGACUCCAGUGACAGCAGUCCAGAAGGCUCGGGCCCGCCAGUUCUGGGCAGCGGGAGUGUGAGUAGGAGUGGCUCCCGGACAGAAGUGGGCGGCUGUAACACUCUAGCGCUGCCCGCCACGAGUGGCUCAGGGGAAGAGAGGAGACACAGCAUCGCCCCCGUCCUGGAGGUGGUUGAUGGGGUGCACAGCGCUACAUUUGACCUGCUAGGGGACCAAUCGGAGGACGAGGGAGGAGAGGAAGGGAAGGAGGAAGAGGGGGGAGAGCAGAAAGGCCAGUGGUGGGGAGCACACUGCGAAUGGGUCAAAGGCUACCCGCUAAAUUCUCCAUACAUCGGCAGCUCUCCUGCCCUCUGCCAUCUCCUGCAGGAGAAAAUGCCAUUUUGCUGUCUGCGCUUGGAUAAGGCUUGCCAUCAUAUGCCCUACGAGGACGCUCGCUCAUACGGCUUUAAAAACAAACUGAUUAUCGUGUCCGCAGAAAGCGCUGGAAACGGCCUCUAUAACUUCAUCGUUCCGCUGCGGGCAUAUUACCGGCCCAGGAAGGAGCUCAACCCCAUCGUUUUGCUACUGGAGAAUGUACCUGAGGCAGACUUUCUGGAGGCCAUCUGCUGGUUCCCUAUGGUUUUCUACACAGUGGGCUCCAUUGACAAUCUGGAUAGUCUUCUGCGUUGUGGUGUGACGUUUGCUGACACCAUGGUUGUGGUGGACAAAGAGAGCUCCAUGAUCGCUGAAGAGGAUUACAUGGCUGAUGCCAAGACCAUUGUUAAUGUUCAGACACUCUUCAGGCUUUUUCCAGCUCUCAGUAUCAUAACUGAACUCACACACCCGGCCAACAUGCGCUUCAUGCAGUUCAAAGUGAAAGACCACUAUUCUCUAGCUCUCUCCAAACUGGAAAAAAAAGAGAGAGAGAGAGGCUCUAACCUGGUGUUCAUGUUCAGAUUACCGUUUGCAGCUGGGAAGGUGUUUAGUGUCAGUAUGUUAGACACGCUGCUGUAUCAGUCCUUUGUGAAGGACUACAUGAUCUCCAUCACCAGACUGCUGCUAGGUCUCGACUCCAUGCCUGGAUCUGGCUUCCUGUGUGCUAUGAAGAUCACAGAGGAGGAUUUGUGGAUUCGCACUUAUGGCCGUCUCUACCAGAAGCUGUGCUCGUCGACAGGAGACAUUCCCAUCGGCAUCUACCGCACUGAAGCGCAUAAACUGCCCGUCUCAGAGUCUCAGGUGUCCAUCACGGUGGAGGACUACGAGGAUACGCGCGAACCACGCGAGCCCCUGCUCUGCCGCUCCGGUCUUCACCGUAACUCCACGUCGUCCGAGCCUCCCUCCUCCUCAUCAUCACAGGCCAUGGACCACCCGCUCCUGAGGAGGAAGAGCAUGCAGUGGGCACGGCGGUUGAGUCGUAAAGGUGGGCGGAGCUCCAGCGGGGCCAAGGGAAUGGGGAGCGCCGCCGAGCGCAUCAGCCAGCAGAGACUCAACCUGUUCCGCCGCUCCGAGAGACAGGAGCUCAACGCUUUGGUCCGCACACGCAUGAAGCACCUGGGGCUCUCGCCAUCUGGAUUUAAGAAAAAGGCAACUAAGAAGACUUUCUUUGACAAAGAUGGGAUGACGGACCAGGGCAACAGACUGUCUUAUAUUCUUAUCAACCCUUCACCCGACACACGCCUGGAGCUCUAUGAUGUCGUGUAUCUGAUCAGACCAGACCUUCUGUCACCAGUGCCUAACCAGGCCGGCGGUCGCAAGCCCAGCGCAGGGCCGGCGGAGGGACACAGAUUUGACACACAAGACAGCACUCAUCUAUAAACAUAAUCACCACAGGCCACCAGCAUGAGAACAUGUGGACAUACUUAUAUAUAUAUAUGUGUGUGCGUGUGUGUGUGUGUGUUUACGGUUGCGAGAGAGAGAGGAUUACCUGUGCAGAUGGGACUGUGAGCUGAAUCUACACUGUAAAAAGUGAUCUAGCUUUUAGUUUCCUUCAGUCAGCUUUCAUGUUAAAUAGUCAAUACAACUGAAACUUUUGAGAGAACAUGUUUUUUUAAGCUUUCAUUGAAUCAAUUAAUGAAUGCUUUUUACAAAAACCACCAAGAGCCUGUCCAGGUCACAUUAAAUGCCAAAAUUAGAAGAAAAAAAAAAUAGAUGUUUUGAAUUGUGAUGCUAUUUUCAUGACAAUUAAAUAUAUUUGUUUCAUUUUGCAAUACAAGUCAUUACGGAAGUCCGUUUCCACCACUGAAUAACAUUUUUGUUUUAAAAAAAAGGUUAAUGCGACUGUGAAAAGAAGUCAGAAUUGUGAGAUAUAAACUUGCAAUUGCGAGUUAUAAAGUCAGAAUUGCGAGAUAUAAACUCACAAUUCUGACAUUUUUUAUAUCUUGUUUUAUAUCUGAGUUUAUAUCUUGCAAUUCUGACAACUGUGAGUUAAAGUCCAAUUUUGAGGGGAAGGGGGGGAGACUGAUAUGUACUCAGAAUUGCGAGUUUGUAUCUCACAAUUCUGACUUUAUAACUUGCAAUUGUGUGAUAUAAACUUGCAAUUCUGAGAAAAAAAAGUCAGAAUUGUGAGUAUGUAUCUCGCAGUUCUGACUUUAUUUGUCAGAAUUGCGACUUUAUAUAUCACAAUUAUGACUUUUUAACUUGCAAUUGCGAGUUUAUAUCACACAGUUCUGAGGAAAAAAAGUCAGAAUAUCAAGUUUGUAUCACACAAUUAUGAGAAAAAAAGUCAGAAACUCGCAAUUACCUUUUUUAUUUUUUAUUCAGUGGCGGAAACAGGCUUCCAUAAGUCACAGCAUAUUUCACAUGCUAAAAAAUUACUUAUUUUCCAUUAAAAUAUGGUAAUUGUAAUUGUCACAAUCAUAAUGGUCCUAAAAGUAUGCUUCAUUAUUUAUUAUUGUUCUCUCAAGAGCAUGGUUAAAAUAAAUAAAAAUGAAAAAAAAAAAUAUAUAUAUAUAUAUAUAUAUAUAUAUAUUGCCAUGUCCGCUUAUUAUAAGCACUUCUGGAAUUCCUUUUUUUUCUCUCUCUAUCAGUCAUAUGUUUCAGCCUCAUGCUUUGCCCCAGUAGCACAAUAAAGUCUGAUGACUUCUAAUAUAACUUAUGAUCCUUAUAAUAUGUAUUGUAACAUGUAUAAUAUGUAUGUAACAAUACGUAGCUUUGUUUAAGUAUGAUUCUGUAAAUAACAGGAGGUAGAAUAUUUAACUUAAAAGUUGAUCUACUGUAUCUAAAUCUAUCCUAUCAAAUGUAAAAGAUAAAAGCCGUCAGUGUAUAAAACAAAAGAGUCUGUGCAAACCAAGAGUGAUUUUUCAAGAUGAAAAUGCCAUCUUUAAGGCACGAGACAUCCAUAAUUUCUAGAUCUUUUAACACAUUCUUCACCAAAAUGUGUUUCUGUAGGUCAAGAAAUGCUCAUGGGUUUGAUUCCCAGGGAAAAACACACAUAAUUAUAAAGGUUUACUUUAGGUACACAGUAAGAUGAAAAUGUAAAUAUAUGACUGACAAAUUUAGACAAAGCAACUGGGUAACAAACUGGGAACGUUAAAACAACUGAAAGUUUUAAAACUACUAGUUUAUCAAAUAUUUACUGCACUUAAUUUAAUUUGUCAAGAUUAUACAAAACGAACAAUAUCUGUUGAAUCUUUUAAAUGAAUGCAUAAAGUCAAGGUUUUUAAAUUAAAUUAACAUAAUAAAGCUCUCCAAAGAAAAUACUGGAUUCAUUUUAAAUCACAUCAGUGCAAAUGGAUUACAAACUUUUGUAUAUUUAAGCAACAAAUCACUUUUUACAGUGUAAUCUAAUCCUUAUUUUCUUACUAAAGGACAUUCCAAUGCAUGAACCUUUGAAAAACUCAUUUACAUUUGAUUUAUGCAUCAAAUUAUUUUUGAUGCGAGACAGCCGAGGCCACGUAAGUGCAUUUAUGAUGUAACUUGUAAUAGUCUCUGUGCAUGUGAAUAUAUGUUGAAUAGCCAGCACUGCCAAUCUUAACUUGGACUGCCAAAGGAACAUGCUGCCAAAUGUCCGUGGACGGGGUUUGUUCUCUGUUGCUCUCUGUCAUGUACAUUCAGUGUCUGUAGGCUGCUCUGGACCCUGGGAUUUGUCAAGCCGUAUCAGAAAGGCAGUGCUUGUAUGUUUUGUGAAUGUUUUCUACUGUUGUCUUUCCCAAAUUCUCUCUGGACUUGCAUAUUGCUUUGCAAGCUGCCAAAAAGGAUCUUAUUAAAUGGUCAUUGGACCAAAUGAAUGAUCCACAAUCUUUCUCAUUCUUUUACCGCAACAUCUGUUGGUUAUUCUCAGAGGAGGCUUUAAAAACAAGCCGUCUGUGUCUUCAAUGACAUUUUGAAGUCAUUGUUUUUAAAGAAAAUUGAAUUCUUUCUGUACAAUGGCUUAAGUCUAUUUGAUGUUUGCUUUGAUAAGAUCAUCUGUUCAGCUUUGGGUUUGUGGGUUUAUUUGUUUUAUUCCCCCUUCUAUUGAGAUGUUUCUGCCUUUGCCAAGGCUGUUUUUGUCAUUUGUCAGUAUAAUAUCCUGUUGCUGGCAUGCAUGCUAAAGAACAUGCAUGUAUAGACCAAGGAUUUGUUCGUCCUGCCAUGAAGUACAGGAGUGAACGAGAAUGUACCGUCCUGCAGCUCUGUGUUGACAAUGCACUUUUGCCUUGAUUCAGUGCCAUUCAAACACAUGAGCAUAAUAAAAUCAAUCAAACUGA